ACCCUAUACGUCAUGGCAAACCGAACCGUCAAAGACGCUCACACAGUUCACGGAACUAAUCCCCAGUAUUUGGUUGAGAAGAUUAUACGUAGUCGCAUUUAUGAGUCGAAGUAUUGGAAGGAACACUGCUUUGCUCUCACAGCCGAAUUGCUGGUAGACAAAGCAGUCGAAUUGCGCUAUGUUGGAGGAGUUUACAGUGGCAAUGUAAAACCCACUCCGUUUCUCUGCUUAGCCCUCAAAAUGCUCCAAAUCCAACCCGACAAGGAUAUUGUUAUUGAAUUUAUAAAGCAAGAGCCGUACAAGUAUGCCAGGGCUUUGGGGGCGUUCUACUUGCGUCUCGUUGGCGAAUCCGUUGAAAUCUAUAAGUAUCUGGAGACUCUGUACAACGAUUUUCGUCGCUUGAAAUUCCAGGACAGGGCUGGAAAUUUCAGUUUGAUUUACAUGGAUGAUUUCAUCGAUAAACUACUGACUGAGGAGCGUGUGUGUGACGUGAUUUUACCCCGGUUACAAAAGCGCUCAGUUUUGGAAGAGGCUAAUGCUUUGGAACCUCGACAGUCGCUCCUAAAUGAAGACUUGGAGGAUUUGCAGUAUGCAGAAGAUAUGGACACAACUGUCGGGAAUCUAGAAGACCGUGAUCGACAUAGAGAACGCGACAAGGAUCGGCAUCGUGACCGCGAAGAUCGACCGAAGGAUCGAGAACGCCACCACAGACGUCGGCAUCGUGAGGAGUCACCGCAUGCGGAACGCCGAGAACCAAGAGAUCGGAGGGCGAAAGAUUAUGAAUACUCGCGCCAUAAAGAUCGUGAUGACCGAGAGCGUGAACGCAAACAUGAACGAGAACGUGAGAGGCGGCGAAGCCGAUCUCGUGAAAAGCAUGGAAGACAUGGGGAUAGCCGUCUUUCACCGGACCACAAACGCAUUCGAGAUAAAGAACGCGAUCGUGAACGGCGUCACUAGUGACUUCGUUUCUUCUCCCAACCCCUUCCUGUACAAAUUGCCGCUUCUAUUGUUCAUAUCUAUUUGUAUCAAUUUGAAUUUUUGG
This is a messenger RNA of Opisthorchis viverrini, 1042 nucleotides long. RefSeq lists its product as hypothetical. The coding region runs from base 13 to 957 and encodes 314 amino acids. The record is from RefSeq and is a predicted model, not a curated record. Lineage: Eukaryota; Metazoa; Platyhelminthes; Trematoda; Opisthorchiida; Opisthorchiidae. The transcript is spliced from 5 exons. Gene Ontology annotation, cellular component: precatalytic spliceosome.